Colletotrichum orchidophilum is the source of this 321-nucleotide messenger RNA. RefSeq lists its product as uncharacterized. NCBI's taxonomy places the organism in Eukaryota, Fungi, Ascomycota, Sordariomycetes, Glomerellales, Glomerellaceae. The coding region runs from base 1 to 321 and encodes 106 amino acids. The record is from RefSeq and is a predicted model, not a curated record. The transcript has a single exon.
AUGCUGGACAAGGAGAAGACCCUGGAAAUUGAACUCAGGCAGCUGGCCCGAACUCGCAGAUCAGUUUUGACGGUGGACAAGUUCAAUCCAUUCACCCAACACCGUGUGCCGUGUGCCCGUCGAGAGUUCGGCGACGAAACACGCACUCCUCCCCCCAAUACGGACAAAAUGCAUGCCCUUGUUGGCUUCCAGGAGGCCCCAAAUGGGGCCACAUCAGAAUCGCCGUCUUCUGAAUUGCCCCUGUUCUCCAACCGGCGCCGCUCCGGGGUGAACCCAAACGCCAUGACAACAGCGGUGAACCCAGCCGACCGCUCCGGCUGA